CGUGGCCCCGCCGGGCCGGAAGCGGGGCGGGGCGGGAAGCGGCGGCGGCGGUUCCGGUAACGGCGGCGGCAGCGGCGAUGAGCUUCGUGUGGCCCUGGCAGUACAGCUUCCCUCCCUUCUUCACGCUGCAGCCCAACGGCGAGACGCGGCAGAAGCAGCUGUCGGCCUGGUGCGCGCUGGCGCUGGCCUACAGCCAGGAGCACCGGCUGCCCGCCAUGACGGUGCGGGAGGCCCAGGACAUCCCGCUGUUCGCCAACCACCGCCUGCAGCGGAAGCUGCCGCUGGAAUCCAUCCAGGUGGUGCUGGAGGAGCUCCGCAAGAACGGGAACCUGGAGUGGUUAGACAAGAACAAAACCAGCUUUCUGAUCAUGUGGAAGAGGCCAGAAGAAUGGGGAAAGCUCAUCUACCAAUGGGUGUCCAAGAACGGCCUGACCAACUCUGUGUUCACGCUGUAUGAACUGGUCAGUGGAGAUGACACAGAGAAUGAAGAGUUUCAUGGCCUGGAUGAGGCCACGCUGCUCCGUGCCCUGCAGGCCUUGCAGCAGGAGCACAAGGCUGAGAUCAUCACGCUGGAUGACGGCCGGGGCGUCAAGUUCUUCUGACUGGAGCCUCCUCCCCUUCCCUGCUGCAGGCUGGGCUCCCCCUGCCAGGCGUUCCUCUCCGGGCCUGGCCCCAAACUGUGACUGCAAGUAGCUGCAUCUUGGGAUUUCUCGGGGCAAGAUGAGUCUGAGAACCCUUCCAAAGACUCAGGAAUAUCCUGAGCUCCUCUGUCUGUCUGUUCUCCCUGUUGGUGUGUUCGAGAGGCUGAAGGAUUUCUGAGAGGGACCCCCCAGGAGUGAAACUGGACUGCUGCUGGUCCCUGUGCCUGGAUGGCCUCGAAGCAGCCCCAGCUGGCUGGUCAGGCUUGGCCUCAGAGGGUCCCCCUGUGGCCCUGGCAGCCACGUGCCUGGGUCCUGCAGUCCUGCUGCAGUGCCACGGGCUGAGGCAGGAGCAGGGGCUGGCUGUGGAAGCCCUCAGUGGCAGAAGGAAGUGCACUUGCUGCCAAGCAGGCUGGGGGAAGCCAGGGAACUAAUUUCAGGUGAUUAAAAGGAGAUGUAUUUAUAGAGCA
Messenger RNA from Passer domesticus (house sparrow), 1108 nucleotides. RefSeq names its product vacuolar protein sorting 25 homolog (gene VPS25). NCBI's taxonomy places the organism in Eukaryota, Metazoa, Chordata, Aves, Passeriformes, Passeridae. The record is from RefSeq and is a predicted model, not a curated record. Gene Ontology annotation, molecular function: protein homodimerization activity; structural molecule activity. Gene Ontology annotation, biological process: protein transport to vacuole involved in ubiquitin-dependent protein catabolic process via the multivesicular body sorting pathway. Gene Ontology annotation, cellular component: ESCRT II complex. The transcript is spliced from 6 exons. Bases 78 to 602 code for a protein of 174 amino acids.